Molecule: messenger RNA, 961 nt
Organism: Oryza brachyantha (malo sina)
Lineage: Eukaryota; Viridiplantae; Streptophyta; Magnoliopsida; Poales; Poaceae
Product: PLASMODESMATA CALLOSE-BINDING PROTEIN 2-like
Exons: 4
Coding region: 231-755 (174 amino acids)
Source: RefSeq, a predicted model, not a curated record
CCGCUGCUCCGCUCCGUCUCAAACAGCUAGAGAGUGAGUCAGUGAGAGAGAAAGAAAGAAAAGGAAAAAAAAUAAAAAGGAAAAAACCGAAGCACUUGCCAGGCAGCCAUCCCACUGCAUUUAAAACCCCACUCGUACGAGACGGGAGGGGGAGGGGGAGAACCGGAGAAGAGAACAAGCGAGGCACAGCUCACACAGCAGCGUGCUCCUUUGCCUGCACAGCACAAUCCAUGGCAGCGACCGCGCCCCGCCUACUCCUGCUCGCUCUCAUGGCCGCCGCCCUCGCCGGCCGCUCAGACGGCGCGUGGUGCAUUUGCAGGCAGGACCUGCCGGACGCCACGCUGCAGAAGACGCUGGACUACGCGUGCGGCGACGGCGCCGACUGCAAGCCCAUCCAGCAGAGCGGGGCGUGCUUCAGCCCGGACACCGUCAAGGCGCACUGCUCCUACGCCGUCAACAGCUUCUACCAGCGCAACAACCAGAACUCCCAGGCCUGCGUCUUCUCCGGCACCGCCACGCUCGUCACCACCGACCCAAGCUCCAAUGGUUGCCAAUACCCUGCCUCUGCUAGCGCCGCUGGGACGGGAACGCCGACAACCGGAGGCACGACCGGUGUGUACAGCCCUCCUGGAAUGGGGCUAGGUCCUUCAAGCUUCAACGACAACAGCGGCGCCAGCAUCCUCCCGGUGGCCGGAAUGGUGAAGUGGAUGCUGAUCCUUGCUUGCUGCUCUCUCAUGGCUCUGAACUUUAGCUGAGUUUAGGGCGAUAUCAGUAGGAGACAAGGCACCCUGCCCUCCCUUCCCCCUCUACUGUUCCAGGGGUCUUGUUUCUUGCACUUUUCGUAGUGGUGGUAGUGGCAAGCAGAAAAGAACCCUUUGAUGACAAUGAUGGUAUUCCAUUCUGGUGAAGAAUUUGGGAGUGCGAGACCCUAACCGGGUUCGCAUGUUGUUGCUGCCAUUUC